Agrilus planipennis (emerald ash borer) is the source of this 807-nucleotide messenger RNA. RefSeq names its product coenzyme Q-binding protein COQ10 homolog B, mitochondrial. The transcript has 3 exons. Gene Ontology annotation, cellular component: mitochondrion. Gene Ontology annotation, biological process: cellular respiration; ubiquinone biosynthetic process. Bases 104 to 715 code for a protein of 203 amino acids. Lineage: Eukaryota; Metazoa; Arthropoda; Insecta; Coleoptera; Buprestidae. The record is from RefSeq and is a predicted model, not a curated record. Gene Ontology annotation, molecular function: ubiquinone binding.
CAAAAUAGUCAAAAUUUUUAAUCUAACCUCUAAAUAAGACUUAUUUUGAUCAAAAUUAUUAAAAAAAAAAAACAAAAAUGAGUUAAAUAAAGAAGAUGUAGGUAUGUCCAAGCCUAAGCCGUUCUUACGAAGCGUUAUUUCCCCAGGGACAGCUCAGUCAAAAAAUAUUCAAUGGACCGUGUUCGUUAGAAAUUUUUACGAUUUGUACAGCAAAAGAAAAGAAUAUAAGGACAGGAAACUUAUAGGGUUCUCAGGUGACCAGAUGUAUGAAGUUGUAGCCGAUGUGGCAAACUAUAAGGAUUUCUUACCCUUCUGUAGAAAAUCUAUCAUUAUUGAGCACAAUCCUGACAAAUUUAUGAAAGCUAAAUUAGAAAUUGGUUUUCCACCUGUAAUUGAAAGUUACACUUCACAUGUAACUCUUGUAAAGCCCCAUUUAGUGAAAGCCAUGAACAGAGAUGCUCAGCUAUUUGAUUACCUAAAAACAACUUGGAAGUUUAGUCCUGGUCUUAAAAGUAACCCUCAGUCUUGCAUAAUUGAUUUUCAUGUUUGUUUCCAAUUCAAAUCAAUAUUUCACUCAAAUUUGGCACACAUGUUUUUUGAUAAAGUUGUUAAACAAAUGGAAGGAGCGUUUUUCAAAGAAGCUGCUAGACGAUAUGGACGGGCCUCACUACCCUCUCAUAGACUGUCAGCAACUGCUUCUGAACAACAUAGCUAACAGUAGCUAUUUUAAAUGUGUAUAAAUAAAUUGUUAUUUAUUUGAUGAAAUUUAUUGAGAACUUUUGUUGACAAUAAAUUUUUAUUUUGUUA